Messenger RNA from Caenorhabditis briggsae, 1410 nucleotides. NCBI's taxonomy places the organism in Eukaryota, Metazoa, Nematoda, Chromadorea, Rhabditida, Rhabditidae. Gene Ontology annotation, molecular function: transmembrane transporter activity. The transcript has 9 exons. Bases 1 to 1410 code for a protein of 469 amino acids. Gene Ontology annotation, cellular component: membrane. Gene Ontology annotation, biological process: transmembrane transport. The record is from RefSeq and is a predicted model, not a curated record.
AUGAAAAUCAAAAAGUAUUUCGGACUGUUGGGAAUGGAGAUUCCUCUGUUCUUGUAUAUGCUCGGAUCGUAUCUCAAUUAUCCCGUGUUCCAGAAUUUGAUCUACGAAAAGGAGUGCUUGUUGAAAUAUGAUCAGAACAUCACAUUCUGUCGUAAUGUCAGUGCCUACUACGAUGACAAGGAUAUCCAAUCAGCAUCCAAUCAUUUCUACUUCAUCUCUUCACUGACUCUUCUCUGCCCAUCUAUUGUGACGACGCUGUUAUUGGGAGCUGCCGCCGACUACAAGAGCAUCAAAAUUCCUCUAAUCAUUCCGUACGUUGGAUGUAUUCUUGGAACAAUCAAUUAUGUCUUUCAAUCGUAUUUCAUCCAUACUUCCGUUUAUCUUCUUCUUAUCAGCGAUGCGCUCUUCGGACUUUGUGGUGGCUUUAUUGCAAUCAUAUCGACAACACUGACAUAUGGAGUUAAAACGAGUAUUCGAUACCGUAGUUACCGUAUCGCAGGAGUUGAAGGAGCCAUUGGAAUGGGUGGAACUGUUGGUUACGCGUUGUCUGGAACUGUUAGAGAGUCAUUAGGAUAUGCAGCCACAUUCCUUAUCAUUCUCGGAGUUCAACUUUGUGCUCUCAUCUAUCUCCUCUUUAGAGCGAAAGAAAUGAAGUAUGAAUCAACUGGACCCGACGAACACACUUCACUCAUCUCAACAACCGGUAAGCAGUUGGUUACUGUAAUCCGAGAAUUCUAUCGAGUCCUUGCCAAAUCGCGCCCGUUCCGAGUGAUUUUGGCACUCAAUCUUUUGGCGUUCGGCGUUGAAAUGCUCAUAUUCUCUGGAUUACAAGAUAUUCAAUACUCGUAUCUUCGUUAUAAAUUGGAAUGGGGAGACAAGAAAUAUGGAUGGUUUUCUGGACUGUCUUAUGGAGUUACUACGUUUGCUGUUAUUGUGUUUUAUCCGUUGCUUCGUAUGAAAUUGAUGUCGGAUGGAAUGUUGGCGACGCUUGGAUUGUUCUUCAAAAUGAUUUCAUUGUUCAUGUUCGCGUUUUUGCAAAAUGAGGCAAUGGCUUACUCGAUUGCAGUUAUCGUCAUGUUCAAUCGAUUUGUCUCUACCGGAUUCCGAGCAUUUAUCUCAUCGCUUAUUGAAAUUCAAGAACAAGGUAAAAUCUUCUCGGUUAUCGCCCUUUUGGAAGGAAUCACCACACUAAUUGCGACGUCGAUUUACAACAAUGUCUAUCCGAAAACAUUGGAAUUCUUCCCAGGAUUACUGUACCUGAUCAGUGCGGCUCUGCUGCUUGUUCCACUUGUUAUUGUCAGCACAUCCGACUUCAUCGUUCGAAAAACGCCUCCAGAAGUGUCGGAAGGAAUUCUGAAUAGUCAUAACGACGUCAUCGACGAAGUCACAUCAACAGGCUCAAAUUCAUAA